CUUCAUAACCCGUCGGACACAACAUGGAGGGAGGGUAUCGUGGAGGAUAUCGACGGCUAACAGCUGCCUAACCCGCCGAGGGACGAAGGCAGCCCGGCUGACUGGAGUGACUGGUCCUGUUCCUGUCCAUCCAGUUAGCCCAGUGGCUGUCGGUCCAGUGAGCUGCUUGAGGUGUCUCAGGGCUGCGGAUUGCAUCAUCAUACCAUCGUAACAAUCGGAAUCAAAGCUCUCCCUCCUCCUCCUCCCCCCAUUUCAUUAUUAUUUAUUUUUCCUCUCAGCCUGACACACGCACACAACCUCUCUGAGCACUCCUCCCACGCUGGUCAUGGUCCACUCCCCCUGUCUCUCCAGCCAGCCAGUGAGGCAGUGAGUGGAUGGAAGCUGUGUAAUCCUCCUGUAAAGUAUAGGGCCUAUACGGCUGCACAUGCUCCCUUUUGUCAUGGCGGCUGUUGUUGUUGCAGAGGCCUCCCUCAGGAGAACACAUGAGGGAGAAUGGAAGGCAGCGUAAAGCUCACAAAGGGAGGAAGAGAGCCAGAGGGAGAGAAUUGAGUGAGAGACACUGACGCUGCCAUUUAUUUGACCGGAGGAGAAUGAACUUCACAGGCCAACGGAUGGAAUUCAAUGGGGGUGAAAGUACAUGAUGUGGGACUGGCAUCACCACCCCACACCUAUCACAAAUUGGACCAACUGUCAACUUUGGAGAUAUUUGCCACAUAGGGGCCUGCAGCGAGGGAUGCAGUGAAAAAAGAGAAAAAGUCGACAAUACUUUUAUUCUUGGUUUAGAGUAUUUUUCUAUUUUUUCCUUUCCUUGGUGGUGUCUCUCAAUCACCGCUUACCAAAAGUGCCUUUUUUGUUUAACUUUUUGUCUGUUUUUUUUUUUUUUUGCUCUAUAUUCAUACUCCAUCUUUCCCCAGAUUAUUGCAUGUAACUUAACAUAAAGUACCAGUCACAUUCAAUAGGUGUUGCCAUAUUCCUGAGAAGGUACACAGUGAUUUGUGUGUGUGUGUGUGUGUGUGUGUGUGUGUGUGUGUGGGGGCCACAACACCAGCAUCCAACAUCCCUUUUCUGAAUUUUGCUUCCGCUUGGGGAGAACUUAAUUAGUUCAAGGAUCAAAUCACAGAGAGUCAGGUUGCACCGGACCAAAGUGACUUUUUUUUUUUCCGCACUUCCUUCGCCCCACCCCUUGUUGCUUUGACAACGCAGAGCCGUCGCCAUGAUCAGUUUCCAGUCCAAAUGGCGCUACCUAUUCAUGUUCCUGGGCAUCCAGCUGGUGGUCAUGGCACUGCUGUCCCGAGAGGGGUACCAGAAGAGGGUCUCCUACUUCAUCCGCAUCUUCCGCAAGCCCGACACCACUGUUUCGUCAGGCCGCAACCACACAGCGGCGGGCGUCCCUGGAGCGGACGUAUAUGCCAACCUCUCCCGCCUCUCCAAAACUCCUAGCCAUGGAGACGAAAUGCCUUACUGCCCUAAGACGUCCCCUCUCAUAGGUGGGCCGAUCCACGUCAGCUUCCCGUCAGGACUCACUCUUGCGGAGGUUCAGAGGAAGAACCCACUGGUGGUGCGCGGCGGUCGCUACAGGCCGCCUGACUGUGAGGCGAAGCACCGAACUGCCAUCAUCAUUCCCCACCGACACCGAGAACACCACCUGAAGUUCCUGCUAUACUACCUACAUCCUUUUCUCCAGCGGCAGCAGCUCAACUAUGGAAUUUACGUCAUUCACCAGGCCGGAAACUACACCUUCAACAGGGCCAAGCUGAUGAAUGUGGGUUUCCGGGAGGCCAUGAAGGAGGAGGACUGGGACUGUCUCUUCUUCCAUGAUGUGGACCUCAUCCCCGAGGACGACCGCAACACGUACGUCUGCGACUCCAACCCCAAGCACGCAGCCAUCGCCAUGGACAAGUUCGGCUACAAGCUUCCGUACAAGAUGUACUUUGGAGGAGUGUCAGCUCUGACGCCACUGCACUACCUCAAGAUGAACGGCUUUCCCAACAACUACUGGGGCUGGGGAGGAGAGGACGACGAUAUUGGAAUCAGAGUGUCUCUGGGGGGGAUGUACAUCACUCGUCCGUCGGUGAAGGUCGGCCGUUACAAGAUGAUUAAACACAAGCUGGACAAAGGCAACGAUGUGAACCCAAAGAGGUUCAACAUGCUGGCCAAGACGCGUCAGACCUGGAAGAUGGACGGGAUGAACACAGCUGAAUAUGAGACAAUCUCGCGGCAGUACAUGCCCCUCUACACCAACAUCACCGUCAACAUCGGCACCGAGCUCGGUCUACAUCCACCUCCGCCGCCGCCGCCACCUCCUGCCAAAGCUGCAGUCAAAGACGCUGCCGCAGUCCCAGCAAAAGACCCAGCCAAACCCCCUGCCAAACUCAAAGAGGGCCGACCAGAGAAGAAGUCCUCCCCAAGAGACAGCUAAUCAUGUUUCACUCUGGCAUAACUUCAAUGGGAUAAUCCUGUUGGCACAUGCUGUAGGAUGGUUGGGGGGUUUUUCUUCUCAAUCGCCUGGAGUUUUUUUUAGUUUUCUCCCCAAUUUAAGAUUCAUCAUCAGUUUGUGGAGGAACUAGUUGGCGCAGAAUCAACAUCGUACUGCCUGUGGACCGUGGGGUGCUCAUUUUGGGUGAACGAAACACCUGAUUUCUAAAAAAAAAAAAAAAAAUAUAUGAACAAUUGACCUGAAUUCUUCGACCCCCCCCCUAGGUGACGGCUCUCCACCUUGGUUCCUGGACUGAACAUAUUCUUCUUCCAAGGGAGCCACAGUGAAGAGUGUGAGGGGGUAAAAGUUGGACUCUAUGAGUUUAUAUAUCUACAGCGCUGUGGUCGCUGGUUAAACCUUGUGAUGCCUUAGAAGCUUGUUCUUUUUUUUAUUUUUAUUUUUUGUGUCUUUUCACUCGUACCUUACAUUAUUUAGAACAUUGGGUUAAAUAGAGCAGUAGCUGCAAUUUCCAGCAGUCACUUCUUCUUCUUCUUCUUUUUUUUUUCUUCCUCAACGCCAAUGAAAACACGAGUGAAGGAGACCGUUUAUUGUGUCCAGUCGAGUGUGUGAAGCUGCUACAAUGAGUACUGAAAGAAGGAACUUGACAGAUUGGCGGUUGGCUGAUAUUACUAUGACUUCUUCUGACAUAACGGUGCACAUAUCCUAUCUGUCUGCAAAUAUCUAGGGUCUCGUUUUUUUGAGAGGGUUACUACACAGAGAUGCUGAUGUGUAUCUGGUUAGUUUUUAAGACUCAAAAGACAGACUCAAAAAAAUAUAUAUAUUUUUCUCUCUUGUCGUGUACGUUGGGAUCGCCAUUUGUGAAUGAGAGUAAAGUUUUCAAGUUCUGUACACAAAGGCCAAAGGUACAGUUCCUCUUCGUAGCGUUGGCGCUUCCAGUUCAGCCUUUCAAAUGUCUGCAUAUCUGAUAUUUACACCAUUUUAUGGAAUUUCCUUUUUGCGCGUUAUUGUGUAUUUGCCUUUAUCAAAUAUAUAUAUAGCAGGUCUGGGUGACGGUGAUCAGUUUUCUGCCUUCAGAUGAGCUGGAGAUUCAUAUCAUAAUGGAGUCUUUCUUGCUUAACAUUUCUUUCUGUUGAUUAUGUGCCGUGUAAUAUACAUCUCCUCAUGUAAAUGUGUCUCUCAAGAGUGCGAGCUUCCUCCCAUAACACUUUAUAUGCAGUCAAUCUUCAUAAUGUAUCUUUUUUAUUUUUUUGCCCAUCUCCUGUCCUAUACAUAUCGUUGAGAAAUGACCUAGAAAAAGCAUUUGCUCUGCACAAAAAAAGAGCAGCACCAUCAGGUCCAGGAAAAGAGAUUUCUAAAUGCUGCUGUUUCAAGCUCAAGGUUGCUUCAAUAGCUGGAGUCCGAAGCAACACCUUGACUGAUCUCUGCGUUCGCGGGUUCUUUUUUUUUAUUUUUAUUUUUUGCUGUUUUCACAAGAGAACAUUGUGAUUCUGCAUGUUCGGUUAAAUUGAAGGGUUUUAUCGUCGUCGUUUGUGUUUCGACUGAAUUUUGUGACCUCUUGGACCGGUUUGAUCGUUUAAAACCCACAAAAUACUGUCUAAAUGCAUCGCUGUCAGGCUGACGCAUAGAUGUGACAACAAUACCAACAGUGGGAAAUCUAACUGAAAAACUGUGAUAUGUUUCUGAUACCUUGAGCAAUAUUCUUGUGCUAGUAGGAGGCUCGUCGAUAAGGAAACCGGUUGUGUUUCUUCCUCUUUUCUGAUCUCCUUUUAUUCUUUUUGUUUCAAACGCUAAAGAAAUUUGUCUUCAAUCUUUGUCACAAUGUGACUCUGAAAGCCAGUUCUUUUAACAAGUUACCACAUGGAGACAUCGGCCAUUUUCCUUUUCCACUAUAGUGCCCGUAUUCUGCAUGUCGACUCUUCACUUCUCUCCACUCUUGACAGAUUUGAUUGUAAACAGGAGAAAAGGAAACAGUCCUUUAAUCCAGUGAGAGUGGCAGUACUGGCAGGUGAACAGGCUGAAACCAAAGACAACUGCGUGGAAAGCUGUGGUGAUGGAAUUAAAAGUGUGUGUGUGUGUGUGUGUGUGUGUGUGUGUGUGUGUGUGUGUGUGUGUGUGUGUGUGUGUGUGUGUGUGUGUGUGUGUGUGUGUGUGUGUGUGUAUAUGUAUGUACCGUAUACAUCAUAUGUUAUGAAUGAUUUCCACUCUUCCUAUCAAUAUUUGUAGCAAAUUUCAAUUCUGUGUGGCAAGAAUCUUAAACCAACAGGUAUUCAGAUUUCCCAAAAUGUACAAACCGGAGAAAAAUUAAUUUAGUGAAGGAAUGAGAAUAGUUAAUCUUUUUUUAAUUUUUUUUUAUUGUUGUGAAACUUAUCUACACGUCAUUGUAAUAUUUGUCUGCUGAAGUGGACGAGAAGCUCUGCGAGUGGUUGCCUGUGAUUUUUUUUCAUAAAUAGAUGACUAUAUGCUGGUAUUAUCGUUUUGAUGUGAAUUCACAUUUUCAACUCCUAUGGCCUUAGCAACACACACACACACAAUACUAGUAUUUAAACACUCGGUCACUUAUACAAUAGCAUCUUUUCAUAUGAAGACUAAAUAUGCAUGGCAACAAACCUAUUAGUGAGGGAAUGUACCAGGCACAAUGUGGAGAUGAUACAUCGCCGUGCUCAUCGAGAAAUUAUGAAGCAUGCUGAAGUGUCUUUGUUUUGAACUGGAAAAACUGUCUUAUUGUGACGAUAAAAGCAAGUUUCCAUCUGCCGAGCCGAGUCCUUCUCGCUGUUGCAUUUCAAGACGAGAGAGGGGCAUUUUGAGCAAAAUGUACAAAGGAAGCUUCUAUUCCCGAAGUCACAAAAUACUGUCUGCAUCAUUUACUUGACCUGAUGGUUUUUUUUUUUUCCUUUCUUUUUUAGCUACUCUUAUGUUUUUGAUUUGACUCCGUUCUGAUGUGUACACGCUCAGCAGCAAUGGAAAGCAGUCAUAACAGGGUAGUACUGAAGCAACCAAGGGCGCUGUGACUUUAUGAGUUAUUUUUGCUCUCUUUUGGGAAUUCUGCACAGUCCAUAGUGGCCUUAAAUUCAUUAAUAAACUGAUUAUUCAAAAAGA
Messenger RNA from Anoplopoma fimbria (sablefish), 5533 nucleotides. RefSeq names its product beta-1,4-galactosyltransferase 3. NCBI's taxonomy places the organism in Eukaryota, Metazoa, Chordata, Actinopteri, Perciformes, Anoplopomatidae. The record is from RefSeq and is a predicted model, not a curated record. The transcript is spliced from 7 exons. Gene Ontology annotation, biological process: carbohydrate metabolic process. Gene Ontology annotation, molecular function: glycosyltransferase activity. Bases 1214 to 2419 code for a protein of 401 amino acids.